UACUAGUUCUUUAUUUCGAAAAUUACGUGAUGGAAGGAUCAAAGACAAAAGGACGUAUUCUGUCCUCUUGUAUAAUCAACCGAAAGCGUUUGCAGUAAGCGUAUCAGUCUUUUGUUUUUUAAUCUCGGUUGUCUUCCUCAUAUUGACAAUUGUAAAUUUUGGAUGGAUGGUACUAGCUGCUCCAGUUAGUGAUCGACUACAGGAAAUGACGGCUGCUAUACAGCCUUCGUUUAGCCAAGGGCUCGUUGAUUUAUCAAAUCUGUUUGAUUUUGUUACGAAUAACGACGAAACAGAUUUUAAUUUAAAUGAAGACGAUAAUUCUACGUUAUUCAUACAAAACGCCAUCCAGUCAGCGUCAAAGUCUCUCAAUGAAACGGAGGCCAUUACCGAUCAUCACAUACAUAUGUAUGAGGUUAGUUUGCUUUCUCUGUCCUCUGAUAUUUCCGCUAAAGAAUCCCAACUCCGCAACGAUACCAAUGAGCUGGAGAUUUUGUCAACUGCAAUGACUAAAUGGCAAGCUGAAGCCGAAAAGCUCCAAAAGGAAGUGACAGAACUCGAUAACAGAGCACGUGAGUUGGAACAGAAAGCCCAUCACACUCAACAUAGGAUCGACAAGAGAGUAAGAAACAGGUGGAAGUGGAUAACUGCCUCGGUGCUUACCGUUGGUUUAGCAUCGCCUGGUCUUGUCAUUGGUGAAGUUGAAAGAAGAAUUUUUGAGAGAGACCGUGAUGCUGCGCGCAGUCAAGCGCAUGAAAAACUACAGUUGCUACGAAUAGCACAAAGCAAUCUUAAUGAUAUUGCAGCUCGCCAACAAACCACAAUGGAGUCUAUAAAUAAAACACAAACAAGUCUUGCAUCUGCUCAAACAAUGCUGGAACAAAUGCGACUGCAGUAUACGGUAUUGGGAAGUCUUGGUGUCCAAGAUUCGGAACGUUUCCACAUUCUUGUCACUGUUGAAUGGAGAAUUGGGUGUUGUGCAUGGCCAGCAACAACUUAUGAUGCUUUUUACCCCUUUAUUGGAAUCUAUUGAUAGUCUAGUAACUUUUCUGGAGAACAAUGCCAAUAUGGUAGUUUCAUUAGGUGACCAGGAAGCCUUGACGAAAAUCCGUCAAUACCUUUCUCAAAACAUAAUACCUCGAUUGGAAAUCGACAAAAAAUGUGGACUCAAUGGAGGAAAGUAACAACGAUACGAGUAUAGGACAAUUCUGAACUUGCUGUCGGCUUGAAAACUAAGCACUUUCAGCUUGAUCAGCAAUCUAACUCUGAACUGCAAGGAAAACUUCUAAAUGACUCUAAUGUGGAACUUGAACAACUUCAAGUAGAAACCGAGAGAUAUCUUGUGCCAGCCUUUAUUCUUAGAGGAUCAGCUCAUAAUAAAUGGGACUUCUAGCUCGACAGAUUAAUCGAAAUUAAGCAAUGCCUAAAUUAUAGGCGUUGCCUGCACCUGGCUUUACUACUAAUUUCACCAGUAGCAAUUUAUUGAUGUAAUACAUUUUAUACCUUUGAAA
Messenger RNA from Daphnia magna, 1508 nucleotides. RefSeq lists its product as uncharacterized. Bases 167 to 1030 code for a protein of 287 amino acids. NCBI's taxonomy places the organism in Eukaryota, Metazoa, Arthropoda, Branchiopoda, Diplostraca, Daphniidae. The transcript has 4 exons. The record is from RefSeq and is a predicted model, not a curated record.